Papilio xuthus (Asian swallowtail) is the source of this 1225-nucleotide messenger RNA. Its product is annotated as BTB/POZ and MATH domain-containing protein 2. NCBI's taxonomy places the organism in Eukaryota, Metazoa, Arthropoda, Insecta, Lepidoptera, Papilionidae. The transcript has 2 exons. Bases 170 to 1156 code for a protein of 328 amino acids. The record is from RefSeq and is a predicted model, not a curated record. Gene Ontology annotation, molecular function: protein binding.
GACAGUGACAUCUAAAACUGAUGUUUAGAGUAGAAAGAAGUUUUGUGACGUUUAAAUUAUACCUAUUUAUUUGUAUUUACCCUCCCUAUUAUUACCCAAUAGGGAAUAAUUUUAAUUAUUAGGGUAAAAGCACAAGUUGUACUGUCGUUUCGUAAUUACUAAAAAUAAGAUGGAGUGUGAUGGGAGUAUAGUAACUUACAACAUCGACAACUGUUGUCAAACCGUCAAUGCAAAGUGGCUUUGUCUUGAAGAUAUCUAUCAUAAGUUUCAUAGACCUAAUUUCUACGACAUUGGUUGCACCUAUAUUGCAGAUAUUCCAGACCAUAGGUUCAUAUAUACGACAAGUCAAGUUGGGAAUAUUUUUCUUUUACAACUGUUUGUCUCAAGCCCUCAAGAAGGGUCAAUAAAUGUCACUGUAAGCAACAGUAAUGAAAUGACAUUUGAUAAGAAGACUAGCAAUGUAUAUCUGGACAAAAGUAUGACAAAUUUUCAAGUACUUAGAGUAGGAGAGCGGGAAGCCAGCACUGGAUUUGUAACAACUUAUAGUUUUAAUGAACUCGAUGUUGAGUGUCUUAAAGACAAGACAUUGUAUAUAGCCAUAACAUUUAAAAAUUCUCAAAGAAUAGAUAUAAAUUCCAGUACCAUGGAUUUUGGUGAUUUAUUAAAUGAUCCAGUAGGAGCUGAUUUCACAAUAGAAUCAUUGGAUGGUGAAAAGUUUCCAGUCCAUAAACUUCUUUUAGCUGGACAAAGUGAAGUUUUCAAAGCUAUGCUCAAAGAGGAGACAGCAGAGUCUCAGAAUAGUUAUGUAAAACUUGUUGAUGUUGGUAAAGAAGAUCUUCAAUGCAUAUUGGAGUUCAUUUACUCAGGAACAGUGAAAGAUUUAGAAAGCAAGAACUGUUAUAAUCUACUUAUGUUGGCUGAUAGAUUUAAUUUAAAUGGUCUUAAAGAAAUAACUCAGCAUGCAUUAUGUUAUCAACUAACACAUGACAGUGCACUGGAAAUUCUUGUAUUAUCUGAUAUGUAUAAUGCCAAUCAUCUCAAAAUGGAAGCAUUAAAAUUUAUUAAGAAGUAUAAUUGUAUCUUAGACAGCACUUUCUUUGAUGAAAUUAAAAAUGUAGACCUAGUCAGAGAAUUAUGUAGAUUUCUUGCUAUAUGAACAUCAGAAACUGGUAAUUUGGUUAAAUAUUUGAUUGUAAACAAACAAAAGAGGUGCUAUUUCUUUAAA